Molecule: messenger RNA, 1587 nt
Organism: Paramormyrops kingsleyae
Lineage: Eukaryota; Metazoa; Chordata; Actinopteri; Osteoglossiformes; Mormyridae
Source: RefSeq, a predicted model, not a curated record
ACCGUGUGUUUGAAAAUAAAUAUAAGUGACAGAAGUGCCCACGAUUAAGCAAGCCUGUAAUUCCACAGGUUAGUGAGGCAUCACAAUGAACGGGAAAUGAUCAGAGAGCAAUUUAACGGAGCCCCAUGAAAUCCACAUUAAACAGAAGACACAUCGGUUCUGAAUUCAAGGAUUGCCAUAAUAAACCAUCUACUCAUGGAAAACUUUACGAAUGAGACGCAAGUUGUGGUGGAGGGCGGAGAUGCGGACAGUACCGGACUCGGUAUCCGAGCGCUAACCGGGUGCGUCCUUUUCCUACUCAUAGUAUCCACGUUAUUAGGAAACACGCUCGUUUGCGCAGCGGUUAUCAAAUUCAGGCAUCUAAGAUCCAAAGUGACUAACUUCUUUGUGAUAUCUCUGGCUGUGUCUGACCUCUUUGUGGCUGUUCUUGUGAUGCCGUGGAAAGCCGUCUCUGAGGUUGCGGGGUAUUGGCUCUUUGGGAGCUUCUGUGAGACAUGGAUAGCUUUUGACAUAAUGUGCUCCACCGCGUCUAUUUUACAUCUCUGUAUCAUAAGUGUGGAUAGAUACUGGGCCAUCGCAAGCCCUUUCAGAUACGAGCGAAAGAUGACACAGCGGGUGGCCUUCAUCAUGAUCGGGGUGGCUUGGACUUUAUCGAUUCUCAUUUCAUUUAUACCUGUGCAGCUGAACUGGCACAAAGCCGAGGAGGAGUUCAACGUUUCUAACACCGGCAAUCAGACCGAAGACUGCAACGCCACUUUAAAUAGGACAUAUGCGAUAUCAUCGUCGCUGAUAAGUUUUUACAUCCCAGUUGUCAUUAUGGUUGGCACCUACACAAGGAUUUACCGAAUCGCCCAGACGCAAAUUAGACGGAUAUCUUCGUUGGAGAGGGCGGUGGAGCAGGCGCAGAAUCACCAGCAUCCUAGCGAUUGUUCCAACGACACAUCUCUGAAAACGACGUUCAAAAAAGAAACAAAGGUCGGGGGCCCCUUGUGCGUAAGUGGCACGACUUUUAACAUUUUCGCAUGGUUCGGUUGGGCGAAUUCGUCGCUGAAUCCCGUGAUCUACGCCUUCAAUGCAGAUUUCAGGAAAGCGUUUUCAACAAUCCUGGGCUGCAACCGAUUCUGCUCCAGUGCCACGGUGGAAGCUGUUAAUUUAAGCAACGAGCUGGUUUCGUAUCACCACGACACCACGCUACACAAAGAUGCCCCCAUAAUGUUCGCCGCGACGCAGCUGCCACCAGUAGCGUCAAAUAACGGGGAGGAUACGGAGCAGCUCUUUGAUAAAGUCUCCGUCAUCUCCGAUACGUCCCGCAAUCACACAAAUUUACUGCUUCCCGCGAUUGUCCAGUUUGAGUGCGAAGCCGAAAUUUCCUUGGACAUGCUGCCAUUUAAUUCGACUGGAAGCAACGCCUGUUAUGCAAUUCCCGGUCAGAUAGGGGAAUAGAGCUGUCUAUAUGCAUUCCAUGUUACGUCAAAGUUACUACGCGCCAUAAGUAUACAAAGAAUUAAAAGCAGCUUCUGCCAAAAUGAAGUAGAGGAAGUACUUUACAGAACAUGGGCACAGAAACUUGAAGCUGCAGUUUUUAUU